AUGUUCGGCGUGCACCAGACACGUCACUUAUUGCGAUCCAUAUCCACACAGUCCUCGAAGGGCCACCUUCGCGUCGUCAGAGCUUGGAAUGUCGACAACGCGUGUCGGUUUCAUAGCAGCAGUGUAAGAAACGCUCCGGAGCCCUUUGAGAUUCUAUUCUUGGGCCGCGAUGAGUUCUCCUGCAUAGUGUUAGAACAGCUGUACGGGGCAAGAGACGUUUGGCAACAGAUCUCCAUCGCGACACAUCCAGACGCAAAGGCCGUACGCCGAGCGACGCUGCACACUGUCUCUCCACUGAAGCUACUCGGUCAGGAAUUGGGCCUGUCUGUAAAUCAUAUUCCAGAGGACAAGGCCGACUUCAAGCAGUGGCAGCCUCCAGUGCCGUUCAAUCGUCCCCCCGCCGGCCCUUCCAAUCACCUGCUCGUUACGGCUUCCUUUGGCCGCAUUCUUCCCGAUCCGCUUCUGAAUCUCUUCGCGCCUUCCCGUCGUUUGAAUGUUCACCCCUCCCUCCUCCCUGCAUACCGCGGAGCAGCGCCUAUUCAGCACGUAAUCAUAAAUGGAGAGAAAGAGACCGGUGUGUGUGUCCUCGGGAUGGUGGAAUUGAGCAAAGGCCUCGACUCGGGCGAUAUUUGGGGGAAGGAGACGGUGCCGAUCCCAGAGGGCUCGUCGUACGGUUCUCUGCGCGAUACGCUCGCACGUGAAGGUGGUUCUCUAUUAGUUUCCGUCCUCCGCGACAUGCUCGCCAAUAAGGCCUCUUCCACUCCACAAGCAGUCGAUCCCACUCGGCCUCGCGCUAGCAUGAUCACAAACGAUACCGCGCACGUCGAUUUUACCACGCAGACGGCAGACGUCAUCGCACGCAUCGACCGCGCCAUUUCCCACCAGCGCGAGCUCAAAGCCUACAUCCCGCGCAAUGAACGAUCGAUCAAGCUCCAAGACUGCAGCGUCUUUGAGCCGUCCGCGCUCCGGCAAGGAUUUGUGCUGCCUGAGACGCCUGGGGCGGCACGGUUUGAUUCUACGACAAAGACGAUGCUCGUGCGGUGUGCGGGCGGGACAGUGUUGAGCGUGUCGAAGUUGAAGAUGCAGAGCCGUCCGUUGUUGCUCGCGAAGGACUGGUGGAACGGGACGAAAGAGUGGAGAGAAGAGGAUGGUAGCAUUCUGCUUACACACCUUGAGCUUUGA
Messenger RNA from Heterobasidion irregulare TC 32-1, 1182 nucleotides. RefSeq lists its product as uncharacterized. Lineage: Eukaryota; Fungi; Basidiomycota; Agaricomycetes; Russulales; Bondarzewiaceae. Gene Ontology annotation, molecular function: methionyl-tRNA formyltransferase activity. Gene Ontology annotation, cellular component: mitochondrion. Gene Ontology annotation, biological process: biosynthetic process; conversion of methionyl-tRNA to N-formyl-methionyl-tRNA. The transcript is spliced from 6 exons. The record is from RefSeq and is a predicted model, not a curated record. The coding region runs from base 1 to 1182 and encodes 393 amino acids.